Molecule: messenger RNA, 450 nt
Organism: Lottia gigantea (owl limpet)
Lineage: Eukaryota; Metazoa; Mollusca; Gastropoda; Lottiidae
Exons: 2
Coding region: 1-450 (149 amino acids)
Source: RefSeq, a predicted model, not a curated record
AUGGAAAAGGAAGCAAAGAAAUUAGCACUUGCAAAAAAAGGUUCAGGAGUGGCAGAUAUAUUAGGUACAGUUAAAGAAUUUGGAAAACGAUUUGGGGAAGAAACCAAGAAAACUGUUAAACAAGGAUUAAAUAAAUUAGUAGAUAGUAUUGACACAGGAGAAGUCAAAGUCAAACAUAAGGUCCAACAUGAUGAUGAAUAUGAAGUUGACGAAGUGGGUGAUUAUGCUGAAGACAACAAUCCAAUCAUACAAGAAAUAGACGAAUUCGAACAUAUGGUAUCUGGUCAAGGUAUAACGUUUUUAUCCGACAACAACGAGGAACUACUGAAUAGAUUACGAGUAAUAUUAGCGGCAAUGAAGGAAGGUCAUCAACCACACAGACAAUUUAAUGAAGUGAACUGUAUACUAAAAAGACUCAUACAGAAAGGUAUUAUAGAUAAAAAUGAUUAA